Messenger RNA from Pristis pectinata (smalltooth sawfish), 6864 nucleotides. Its product is annotated as myocyte-specific enhancer factor 2A-like. Gene Ontology annotation, molecular function: histone deacetylase binding; RNA polymerase II cis-regulatory region sequence-specific DNA binding; protein dimerization activity. Gene Ontology annotation, biological process: heart development; positive regulation of transcription by RNA polymerase II; cell differentiation. The record is from RefSeq and is a predicted model, not a curated record. Lineage: Eukaryota; Metazoa; Chordata; Chondrichthyes; Rhinopristiformes; Pristidae. Bases 569 to 1999 code for a protein of 476 amino acids. The transcript has 12 exons.
CACAGCAACCCGGCGCCACACUUGGUGAAAAUACCAACCCCCGUGGCGCACACUCCCAUUAGCUGUUUGCCUUUGACGUCUGAGCAGAGUGAAGGGUGCUGCGUGCCUCUGCGCGGUGCUUCGCCUGGGAGAAAAAAAAAUAGAUCCCGUGUUUCAAACACCGGCGAAGUCGUCCACGGGCUCCGAGGGUCGGUUGUUGGAUGAGAGGUGCAACGAUGGGGCUAGGGCGUUAAAACCCUAAUGAAAGCUGGAGCCAGCAUCUUGGUUGUAGGCAUUUCCCGUGGUGGCGGAAGGAUGCGAAGCGCUGCUGUUGUAAGAGAAGGGGCAGGAUUUUUCUGACAGUUGAGGAGAAAGUGAAUGGUGUGCGGCGAACACUCCAAGGUUUAAAAGUUUGGAACAGGAUUGUCAGGGCCGCCGUCAAAGAGGCAGGAAUCAGAUUUGAAAGAGGAAAUAAGCUGAGCAAAUCCACAAGAAGGUAAAGAGAGAAGUCUGUACCAUGAACUAGGACAUUAAAUACUGACAAAGCUACGAUUCCACGCUGAUAUAUAUUGGAAAAAGGAAGUUGAAGAUGGGGCGAAAAAAGAUUCAGAUUACAAGGAUCAUGGAUGAGCGUAACAGACAGGUCACAUUCACAAAGAGAAAAUUUGGAUUAAUGAAGAAAGCCUAUGAACUGAGUGUACUGUGUGACUGUGAGAUAGCUUUGAUAAUAUUCAACAGUUCAAACAAAUUGUUUCAGUAUGCUAGCACUGACAUGGACAAAGUUCUACUCAAGUACACGGAGUAUAAUGAACCCCAUGAAAGCAGAACCAAUUCAGAUAUCGUUGAGGCGCUUAACAAGAAAGAACACAGAGGCUGUGACAGUCCGGAGCCUGACUCCUCAUACGUGCUCACCCCACACACAGAGGAAAAAUAUAAAAAAAUAAAUGAAGAGUUUGAUAACAUGAUGAGGAAUCACAAGCUCGCACCUGGUUUGCAACCUCAAAACUUUGCAAUGCCAGUUGCAGUUCCUGUGAGCAACCCAAAUACGUUAACUUACAGUCACCCAGGAAGCUCUCUUGUAACUCAUUCAUUGGUAACCACAUCUAUAACAGAUACCAACAUGCUUUCGCCACCCCAGGCUACACUGCCCAGAAAUGUUAUGUCACCAGGCGCCCCACAGAGACCUCCAAGCACUGGUAAUGCAGGUGGAAUGAUGGGUGAUCUUGCAAUGCCAAAUGGUGCAGGCACCAGCCCUGUGGGAAAUGGUUUUGUUAACCCUCGAGCUUCUCCUGGGCUACUGUGCUCCACUGGCGGGAAUGGGUUGGGCAAAGUAAUGCCCACAAAGUCUCCUCCCCCUCCAGGUGGAAAUAUUGGAAUGAACAAUCGCAAGCCAGACCUUCGUGUAGUAAUCCCACCGACCAGCAAGGGCAUGAUGCCGCCUCUGUCAGAGGAGGAUGAGUUGGAUAUGAAUGUACAGAGGAUAAGCAGUUCACAAUCAACACAGGCUCUUGCAACUCCUGUCGUGUCUGUUACUACUCCAAGUCUACCAUCACAUGGGCUGUUGUAUUCGACAUACAACAAUGAUUAUUCACUAACCAGCGCUGAUUUAUCUGCACUACCAGGAUUCAACUCACCAGGGACGUUGUCAUUAGGGCCAAUGUCUGCUUGGCAACAACACCACCUUGGACAAGCAGCCCUCAGCUCACUAAUAGUUAACAGUCAGUCACUUCAGGGUUCAAACCUUUCAAUCAACACCAACCAGAAUGUCAACAUCAAAUCGGAGCCGAUCUCUCCUCCCCGAGAUAGAAUGACGCCUUCGGGUUUCCCGCAACAGUCGCGGCACGACACAGGACGCUCGCCGGUUGACAGCCUGAGCAGCUCCAGUAGCUCUUACGAUGGGAGUGAUCGCGAAGAACCACGGGGUGACUUCCAUUCACCCAUUGGACUCCCGAGGCCCUCCACGGAUGAUCGAGAAAGCCCAUCCGUGAAGCGCAUGCGGAUGGACACAUGGGUGACAUAAAGCCCUCUUUUUGCUGCAGUUUUGUAGUAAUCUCUUUUGUUACAAGAGAACUGUCCUUACAUAUCUAAGACAAGGACGUGGAAAAUGUAUAAGUUAAUCAGGUACUCUACAGUGCAAAUUAAAUGUAUAUUUGCAGGUGUCCCACAUUUAAAUUGUAGUCACUGUCCCAGUCUGGCACUUAUUUGUAUUAGCUGUUAUCUUAUACUGGUUUGCAAAAAAAAUAAAUUUAUAUUCAACCCUACCAUGCUUGCAGAAACAAGAGAGUUGGUUGUCAAUUCUGACAGUGUCCUGUAUGUGUGUAUAAAAAUGGUGUGGCUAGUUAAAUUUUCUGCUUAGUAUCAUUGAAGCUGUAGAAAGAAACAAAAGAGAGCAAUACUGUACAUAAAAUAAAUCUAUGAUAUUGAACCUGGCAUGGGUCUCCGUCUCUUGAAGGAGUGUUUUAAACUUCACGGUAUAGGGCUGAGGUGAGCAGUUCUUUCUGCAUGUGCAAAAACGGGUUGUAGAAGUGGCAAAACAGUUUAUUGGAAACAUGCAUUAAGUACCCGCAUGAGAAAUGAGGAGACUGCAGGUGAAAUAUAGCAUUAAGAGAAACUUAAUAUAUUAAGUUAUAAUUGGAAUUUGGUUAAAGUUCUUUUAUGUUGAUGUCUGAAAUCCAAAUUUGAUUCCAGAUCACUUAUAUAUAUUUUUAUUAAAAGAAAACAUAAUACCCUGACUUAUUAUUGAUUAUAUAGAACUGUAUAAUUUUAAACACAUUCAGCUAUGAAAUUAUUUAUAUAUGCCAAAGUUGCAUGUUGAUGCUCUCUAGAUAUGGUUUAUCUUGUUACCUUGGCUUAGAUUUGCUUUUUUAAAUGCAGGCUAAACCUUAAAAGCCGUGAACACUUGCUAACCUAUAUGUAAAGAGAAUUUGAGCCAAAUGUCUGUGUAUAUAGCAUCCUAUAUAUAUCACCUUUGGUGUCAGUGUACAAUGUAUUGUACGUUCACCAGAACAAAGUAUAUUUUUGUGGAUUAUCGCCAAUUUGACAGGGCAAGAUCCUUAUGCGUAGAUCAUCCACUGGCAAUUACUAUUUUGUUUAAUAUGCUGUACUUCCUUGGGUUUUAAUUAUAUAUGGCAUUUGCAGAAAGUAGUAAAAGUUUUAUUUUCCUCUAUGGCAGUGAAUGUGUACAAUAAUUGUUAUUUGUGCUGUAUGGUAAUGCUUUACUAUACAUAUAAACAAGCAGAUCCUCAAUCCCGAUGUUAUAUUUGUCAUGCACAAACUUGAAAACAAGUUCCUUAUAUUGUAGACUGUUGUGGAUGGAAUUUCACUGCUUUAUUCAAUUACACUUUUCUGAUAUAAGCUGCCUUUUGUGAUAAUUCACUGACAGUAGACACUUGUGGUUCAUAAAAAUACCUGCAAGAGAGUAGUGCGGGUGAGUACCUUUUGAGAGUAAUAAAUGCAAAAGGUGUCUUUUAUAUAUUUAAAGGAUUGUUCAGUGGUGAGUGCAAUAGGAGAUUUGACAAUCAAAGGGGGAGGCCUGAGUGCACACUUGUAGAAAUAGAGCAAUAGAGUAAGGUUUGUACCCCUUGAACGGACUGACCUGAUGACUCCCAAGUGAGCCAAGGUUGAUUGCACCAAAGGGAACCAAAUCCGUUCAUGUUCAUGUCUAGUACAUACAUUUAAGUAAUUUAGUGAUUAUAAGUAUGUAAUGGGAACUAAAUUGACAUGUAAUUUGCCAAUUGUUUCCAAUGACAUUACUGUAGAAACUGGCCCCUUCAUUAAUCAUCUGCUUUCCAUCUCCAAAAGUGAUGAAAUCUUUUCAAUGGACAUAACUGUUCUGCUAAUGAAUAAACAGUCAUUAGUAUGUAAUAAGCAGUUGAUUUUCACAACCUUUAUAGCUCAGUAUCCACAACCAUAAAAUAAUGGCAAAAAAUUUGCAAUUGAAUAAACCUUUUUUGGUUUAUAGUGGAUUCCAUUCCUUGUUUAGAGUGAAGCACAAUGUGUGUGACCUGACCGGCUCUCGAGGUUUAUGCCAUUAGUACCCGUUCUGCUUAAGCUGGAGUUACAAGCAUUGUUCUGUAUGACUUGUGUUCUUACAACAUGUACUCAUGAUAUGAUCAUUACUGCUGUUUGGUUCUUUUAUUAACAAUAAAUAUGGGCAGAAUAUUCCUCCUUUGAUUUUUUUUAGGAGUGUAGAAAUCUGACCUUUUUCUGUUUAGAUAAUUGUAGAAUAUAAAACCUCCAGAUGUAUUCAAAAUAUUGUUUCAUUGCUUUGUCUAAUGUAUAUAUUAAACUGAUUUUAACCAAGUGUUUGUACUAUGCAUGCACCUCUUAUAGAAUUAACAUUUAACACACUCAAAUCAGUAUGUUUUUCCACAUUCACAUGUUCCCUUUGUUUUCAUAUUAAUUUGUUGAAAAUGUAUUCAGAUUGACAAAAUAAGGCUAAUGCUACUGAAAUGAUGGUAAGAAUUAUAAUUUGCUCACUCACUGCUGAACAGACCACUUUUAAGCUGCAGUAAAGCAGCUGAGUUGUGUAAUCUGCAGAAUGGAAAAAUAUUGCUUUAUUGAAUUAUGCAUGUAAAUGAAACUUUUCUGUACAUUUGGUAAGAAGUUUGCUUCAUAUUUACUGUGUCUCCUUGUGUGCAAAUUGCCUUAUGGUGGCAUCAUUUACCUUUUGUUCUCAAGCAAGUGUCCAACAUUGCGGGCAUUAACUCUGUCAGUACAAACACGGUUUAACAUAGGAACAGUGUUGCUAAUUGUUGAUAAUUUUAUGUCUACGUUAAGAAAACCCCACUAGUUCAAGUUAUUUAUAAUUUAAGAAAAAAAAUGUUUUCAGAUGCAUCCUUUUCCUUCACUGUAACCAUGUACCACGUAACUUUUUGCACGGAGAUUACCAAGCCUCAACUAGGGAUGUGAAGAGAUUGGAAUGAGGCCUCCUUUGUAAUGUAGUGAUUAAUGGAUUGCCUAAUGGCAGUGGGUCAGCUGAAUGAAAGAAAAUCCUGUACUUUUACUUGAUGGUCAAUAUUUUUGAUAGAAAGUGUGUAGAAUUGAAAUGCGCUAGGUACUGCCACCAUUCCACAUGGCACCACAGAAUACUUCAAGGUAUCAUCGUAGCAAACUACAGCUCCCUGUUUUAGUGGAGCUAAGAUGCAGCAUGUGAAAUAAUUCAGCAUCUAAUUUUUGAGAGGGAAGAAUAAAAUUUUGAGGGUUGCAAUCUAAGAACAGGGAGUUUUGCAUUAAAUUCAGGGUGUGUAUAGCUGGAUUUCCUACCCAUUAUUCUUAAUCCUUGAGUUUUCUGGAUUCAAUUUUACUUUGUCUAAGUGCUAAAUGAUUGUAAUUUGGGAGAUUGGAUGCACAGUACUUUAAAGCACAGACACAAACACAUCAAUUAGAGCUGUAAUCACAAUGGAAAUUUCACAAUUUUUCCUUACUUUUGGGUUAUUGGAGACUUUUUAACUAAAGGCAAAGAAUAGUAUGACAGAUUUCCUCAAGGAAAAAGACAUCUUUGUGCUAUUAGUUGAAUUUCUGAGGUGGAUUCUACUUGAGGAGCAAUAGGAGCUAAAAGCAUGUUGGCAUUUAGUAUUUAAAGCAAUUUGUUCCCAAUUUCCAAAAAAAGAAAAAAAAGUAUAACUGCAAAGAAUUUCCUACCAGCAAUAUGAGUAAUGAGUACAAAAAUCCAGUACCUCUCAAAUGUAGCAUGCAUCAGUAGUCUGUGAAAGUGAGGGAGUGAAUACCUCAAAUUCACAUCAGCUAUUUUGCAUAUUUAGUGAAUGCACAGCUUCUGACAGGAAAAGGAAUUUCAGCAACACCAGGAGUUGAUGCCAACCAUGACAUUAUGGUUUAGAUGUCACAUUUUUAUUCAAUUAUGUAAAGUAUCAAUAUUGUGAGCAGUAAAAGUACUAUUCACUCUCAGGGUAAAUUCUAAAUAACAUUUAUUUACCAUCUCAAAUGUUUCACUGGUAACAUGAUCUCAUGCGCCUGAGUUAAUAGGAAUUUAAAGUAUAUGGUAAAAUCAGCUACAUAAUAUAAAGGUGUUGGUAAGUGGAGUACCUUUGCAUUAAUCGUGAAUUAAUUCUGAAUUGGAAUCAGAUUUGGUAUCACUGAGUUGUGUGAUGUGGAAAUUUGUUGUUUUGUGGCAUACGAUUCAGUGAUAAUUCAGAUUCUGAUUUAAUUCAUGACUAAUGCAAAGGUACUUCAUUUACCAACACCUUUACAUUAGGUAGCUGGGUUUACCAUAUACUUUCUAAAUUCCCUAAUUGAAUAUUAAUAUCCAGGUCCUAUUUCUCUUCAAAGUUUUUACCAAUAUUAAAUGCAAAAAUCAUAAGAUACCUUGCAUAGUAACAUGUAGGAUGAGGCUAACCCAAUGCAAUCACUUUAUGCAAUGCUUAGCUGUGGAAACCAGGGAUAUAUGAAGGUGAUGUCCAUCUGCACACAAGAGACAGUAAACUAGAAUUCAAACUUCCUGUCUCUGGACACUGUUUAUGAAAAACUAAACAAAGUAUGCAAAGAGAAAGGGAAUACAAAUGAUGUUCUUUUUGCACAGACUUUCUACCCUAUGCUGUGCAAGACACUGCUUUGCAAAAUAUUUAAAAUGGCUUUUUUUAAAACUGAUGUAUUUGGUAAUUGUUUGUUACUUGUAGAAAUCACCGGAGCUGUUCACGGUUUAAAUUUUAAGCCUGUUGGCAGCACAAGCUGGACUUUGUUGCCAUCAUUGAAACAAAUGUUGAUGAGACUUUAAGUUAACCUGCAAUUUCCCUGAAUGUGUUGUUUUACUUCAAUAUACAAAGAUAAGUGAACUUUUUAUCAGAUGAUUACAAUUAUGCUAGAGAUUGUUGUAAAAAUUUGUACCCUGCACUCACUUAAGUAAAGAUAUUGGCUUUUACUGUGUAA